UGACCCUGCUCAGGCCAGCGAAAACUGUAUCACAUGAUCACAUUACGACUGAAGCAGGAAUGAUGUUGAUGAUGUGAUCGCCUUUCUUUUACCUGAAAAAUGUUUUUAUGAAUUAUUCUCAAUCGGGAAACAGAUUAAAUCCUUAUUUACCAAAGAUUCAUAACCCUUAGGGAACAACUUCCUCCUCUAAAAUUCCAUCAGUGACUGUGAAAACAAUGUAAACAACAGUAAGGAAAAUCCUGUUUAUUAGUUCACAUAUUGAGAGCCCAGUGUAUAAAAGUACUAGAAUUGAAGAAGUGAUCAGAAUCUGAGAACUCACCUCUGUGUAAGAACCCACACACCACCCUGACACCAUGACUCACUCCUGCUGCUCCCCCUGCUGCCAGCCUACCUGCCGUAGGAUCACCUGCUGUAGGAUCAUGUGCUUCCAGCCCACCUGUAGUGGAUCCAGCUCUUGUGGGUCCAGCUGCUGCCAGGCCUGCUGCCCCUCAACUUGCUGGCAAAUCACUUGCUGCAAACCUACCUGUGUGACCACUGGCUGUCAGCCCACCUGCUGUGGAUCCAGCAGCGGUGGACAAACCUGUGGUGGGUCUAACUGCUGUCAGCCUUGCUGUCAGCCAGCCUCCUGUGCACCCGUGUACCACCAUAGAACCUGCUACCACCCCACGUGCUGCUGCCUGCUGGGGUGCCAAGACCAGAGCUGUGGAUCCAGCUGCUGCCAGCCUUGCUGCCGCCCUGUCUGCUCUCAGACCACCUGUUGUAGGACCACCUCCUGCCGCCCGAGCUCUGUGUCCAGCUGCUGCCAGCCUUCCUGCUGCUGAUCACUUUGCUAAAGAAUCCCUGUCUCUCAAACCAACCUUCUCAUCACCUGAUUUGGCAUUCCAGAACAAGUUUUACUUCCAAAUGUUGCUAAAGCCAAUGUCCUAUCACCAAAGUUUUGUUAUUAAUCUCCCUGUUUAAAAGGUUGAGAAUCAGCUUGAUAGAGUGUGGAGGACUUCCCCUUGAUUCUCUUCUUCCUGUGUAUAUGAGUCAUGUUCCACAUUCCUGCAUCCUUGAUAUGGAGUGUGGGUCUCUACUUUGACUCAGAAAUCAGGAUCUUCAUCUUCUCUCUACAUGUAACUUACGAAGACACAUACUCAUGACUUUCUUCCGUUUCUGCUACUAUCUUCAUAAUAAUCUUCGUAAUCAUGUUUCUUUUCAAUGUACUCAUGAUUCUAGGUCCUGCUUUCUUCUUUUUAUAAUCACUUCUAGUGUCUCCCAGAAACAGGGAAUCUUACCUAAAUUUCUAAAUAAAUCUUGUGCCACUAUUCAUUUCA
Bubalus bubalis (water buffalo) is the source of this 1316-nucleotide messenger RNA. RefSeq names its product keratin-associated protein 9-2-like. The coding region runs from base 354 to 821 and encodes 155 amino acids. The transcript has a single exon. The record is from RefSeq and is a predicted model, not a curated record. Gene Ontology annotation, cellular component: keratin filament. Lineage: Eukaryota; Metazoa; Chordata; Mammalia; Artiodactyla; Bovidae.